GUUCAUCUAAUGCAUUGUGGGUAGGUCAGGCACAGGGAGGACGCCAUGUGCUGUUGAGGCUCUGGAAUUGGACCCGUCUGUGCUCAUCUCGAUUUGUUCUGUUUCAGUGGGACUUUGGGCUCCACAGCUCCGGUUAACGCCAGCAUGUACUGCACCAGACGCUGCCUCCGGACCGCGUUGCGGGCCGCCGCGAACAUUCACCGUCAUGUGUUUUUCAGGCACCACCUUCAGCAGCAGGCACCGGCUCUGUGUUCUGUCCGGCUUCUGAAAACCAGUUCGACCUCCUUUUCAGAAGCCUUAGCCAUGCCCCCUCUAGACGGAGCCCCCAAAGAGUACUCACCGAAAAUCCAACAGCUGGUCAGUGACAUCGCCAGCCUGACCUUGCUAGAGGUGUCAGACCUCAACGAGCUCCUCAAGAAAACUCUGAAUAUUCAAGAUGUUGGAAUGAUGCCAAUGGGGGCAAUGGCUGCAUCUGCUGUCCCUGCAGCUCAGGCCACAGAAGAAGAGGAGGUGCCGGUAAAGAAAGAAAAGACUCAAUUCACAGUAAAACUGACAGAGUUAAAAGCAGCUGAAAAAGUAAAGCUUAUAAAGGAAGUUAAGAACUGCAUCCAAGGCUUGAAUCUGGUGCAGGCUAAGAAACUGGUGGAGUCCCUUCCCCAGGAAAUCCGGGCGAACGUGUCCAAGGAAGAAGCAGAAAAACUCAAAGCGGCUCUGGAAGCAGCAGGUGGCACUGUGGUGCUGGAGUAAAGCCGUGAAACCACCAACUCUGGAGUUUUGUUGUUCAUGCACUUCAUCCGUCAUCUAUAUUUUUUUUUUGUUUGUUUUUUUUUUUAACUCAAAAAGAAAAAAAGAGGAUCUCAAGAGAAAUGGAAAGAAAACACAUUUUCCAAUGCUCCCAUCCUUUAGCAUUGUCAGGUGGGGUGGUACAACUUGGGGUGAACUUUCCAGAGAAUCAGCCUCCACAAAUGACUGCUGCGCUCCCUGGUUAUGCGCUCACGUGCUGCGUAGCUUGGAAGCUACAGAAAUGAAGAGGCUUGGACGCCAAAAAGAAUCGCUGCAUUACUCUGUGUUGAUGUUCAACUGUUCACAGAUAAAGGUUUGAGCUGUAGGAGAAUGGUCACAAACGUGAAGGAACACCAAAUGUAUCUAGCGCAGUGGAUGUCAACGCUGAGUCCAUUAAAGUUCUUAAUAAUGUCAUCAAAGUUGAAUUCUUAUUUCACUUGCUUCUUGGUCCUGAUUUUGUGUCACACUGAACAUUUUGAAACAUUCAUAAGUAUUUUCUAGAUGGGUUCACUCAGUGCUUAAAGAAGCACAGUAAGUGAAAACUACAGUUUUACCCAUUAAGAAACUUUAAUAUUUUAUCCAAGAUGCUUUUUGUGCAAAUGUGCAUGUCAGAAUUUUCUUUAUAAACACAUAAAUGUGUGUAGUAAAUGUAGAAUAUCAUUGAAAUGUUAAUUUCAGGAAUUUCAUCCAAAAAAGUGAAUAUUAGUCCUGAAGUUCAAGUAAAAUUUCAAUUAAUUUUGAUCCAAAAAUCAGCUUAUUAGAAAAUUAAAAUAUUCCAUGAGACUGCAUUUUU
This is a messenger RNA of Xiphophorus couchianus (Monterrey platyfish), 1576 nucleotides long. RefSeq names its product mitochondrial ribosomal protein L12 (gene mrpl12). Bases 145 to 747 code for a protein of 200 amino acids. The record is from RefSeq and is a predicted model, not a curated record. Gene Ontology annotation, molecular function: mRNA binding; structural constituent of ribosome. The transcript has 5 exons. Gene Ontology annotation, biological process: translation. Lineage: Eukaryota; Metazoa; Chordata; Actinopteri; Cyprinodontiformes; Poeciliidae. Gene Ontology annotation, cellular component: mitochondrial large ribosomal subunit; ribosome.